GCUGAUUUCUCUUCUGAGGACCUGAGAAAGGAGCUGUCAGGUCUGACAAAGAGUCUGGAGAAGAUCAGCCAGUGGGUCAUAAUGACAAGGACUCCAUCAGGUCAUGAAGCUCCAAUUUUUGCCCUCCUGCCCCUUGAACCUCAGAGCAGAGAUGACUUUUUAAAAUACUCCUGCCCACUCACACUGGACAUCCACACAGCACACAGAGUUCUCCGUCUGUCUGAAGGAAAAAAGAAGGUGACACAUGCGUUGACAAAGACUGCUUAUCCAGAUCAUCCUGACAGAUUUGACUGUUAUGUCCAAGUUCUGUGCAGAGAGGCUCUGACUGGGACUCGCUGUUACUGGGAGGUGGAAUGCAGUGCAGGUGACCUAAUGAUUGGAGUCUCAUAUAAAGGACUGGGUAGGAAAGGACAGAGUGUGGAGUGCGGCCUUGGAAAGAAUGACAAGUCCUGGUGUUUGAAGUGGUCUAAUUCCCAGUACUCUGUGCAUCACAAUAACAAGCAGUCUGUAAUCAAAGCUCCCUAUAGCCCCAGAGUAGGUGUGUAUCUGGACUGGCCUGCUGGCUGUCUGUCAUUUUAUAGCGUCUCAGAAACAAUGACCCUCCUGCACAGGCUCAAAACCUCCUUCACUGAGCCCCUUUAUCCAGGGUUUUGUCUUAAUGGUUACUUCAGUGUAACAAUCUGCGAUCUAACACAAAGUGACCUCUAACCAGCAUCCUUCACAGGUCACUUGAUGUCCCCACAAGCUCAGGUGUAUUUGUGUUUGUAGUUUGCAUUAAAAAUUAAUUUUAAAGGAUGGGUGGUGGGCAGCACCUAUGUGAGUGAAUUUGGUGAUAAGAAUGAGGGGCGAGUGCAGCUGUCAGGGUCUCCACUGUGUAUUACAGGCCUCAUCAGCAGAUGGCAACUAUGACUUCUAAAUCUGUUAUCUUCAUGCAACCUGAGGGGUUAAAAGGAAGACGAAAAGAUGAAAAAAGAGUGAGGGGUUAGGAUAAUAGAGAAGAGAGUCAGGGGGAUAAAGGGUGAGAUGAGUGACCUGAGACAGAGUGAGUCAAACGAGUGUGUCACUUGUGUGUUUGUGAGGUUUGUUCCUUCCACCUGAUUUUCUCCUCUUUGACCCGUCACACGCUGAUGGCCAUCCUGUGAUCACAGAUUGUAUUCCUCGUUGAUCAAAUCCGUAUCUCGAUGUGUGACUGACGUCUGAUUCUUUAAGCACUCGCUCAUCGGACAGGUUGUCACCCAAUGCGCUCUUUAUUGCUGACCUGAGCCCUGCUGCCCUCUCUUCUCUUCUGUCACCUCGGUCAUUGCUUCAGUCCCUGCUGUGUGACCUCAUAAAGUCACUAGUCUGUCUGGUCACUCAGGUCCUCGUCACAGCUGCACACUGGCAGUCGUUCAAACUCUACAGGCUGACAGCCAUGUUGUCCUGUCGUCUGGAUGUUUGUGUUGGUUGAGAUUGUCUCCUGCUGACCUUAGGGGCUUUUUUUUUAUUAUUUUUUAUUAAUUUUAUUGGAAUCCAUACAAAGCAAUCAAGUUUUUACAAAAAGAAAAAUUGAGUUAAGAACAGAUCGAUCCCCACCCUUGGGGGCUUUUUGAGCUCAGGAUUAGUGAACAAACCAUCGUGAAAAGAAAAUGUCAGUCAAUAGGGUGGACAGGUGGGCACAUUCUGGGCAAAAUGUCACUCUAAAGUCAAUGAGCACACUGGACAAAUCGUCAAUCACUGAUAAUCGACCCUCAUCAUAUGCUGUAAACUCAGACGCUGGUCAUGUGACUUGCAACUUAAUGACAUUCCUGUGACUUUCAGGGCUGUGACAUCAGCUGAUUCCUCUGGAGCCAAACUGCUCCCUCUUGUGGCCUCUCUGCAUAUUAAAUGCAUGAAAAACUCAGUUUUUAUUGAGAUCUAAAAAAUAUUGAUAUUAACUUGAAGGACAUUUUGAUUUUGUAAGAAUUAAUUAUGUAAAAUAAUGUUUACUUUAAAUUAAUCUCUUGUUAAUUAUGAAUAGGUGUUACAUUCAUAGAAAUAAAUGACUUAUUGAUGCUUCACAGUUUGUAAAAUUUAAUUUCCUUAUUAAUUUAAAAAUAUAUAAUAAAAAACAAAAGGACGACCGUUAUUUGUCAGAUUUGUUCAUUUGGUAACUUUUGAUUUAUAAAUUCCUCUGAUCAUAUCUCAGGUUUCUAUGUUCUGAUGAUAUUAGAACUUCUUGUUUAUGAAUAAUCCUCUUUAAUAAAAGAACAAAU
Molecule: messenger RNA, 2231 nt
Organism: Polypterus senegalus (gray bichir)
Lineage: Eukaryota; Metazoa; Chordata; Cladistia; Polypteriformes; Polypteridae
Product: tripartite motif-containing protein 16-like
Exons: 3
Coding region: 82-708 (208 amino acids)
Molecular function (GO): protein binding
Source: RefSeq, a predicted model, not a curated record